Messenger RNA from Tigriopus californicus, 4669 nucleotides. Its product is annotated as mucin-2-like. The record is from RefSeq and is a predicted model, not a curated record. Lineage: Eukaryota; Metazoa; Arthropoda; Copepoda; Harpacticoida; Harpacticidae. Bases 254 to 2500 code for a protein of 748 amino acids. The transcript has a single exon.
GGAUGUUCGAACUGUCCUUGAAAGAGUUCCUCUGGCCCAGCCUAAAGCAAUCCAGGAUCCAUCAAAGACAGACAAGUCGUUCGAGACUCCAAAAUCUCGGACCAACCUUGGACAAGUUCGCAUAUUUGAAACAACCACGAUAACCAAUUCGGUUAUUGAACCGAUUGCUGGCAAAUCGUUUGACAAGAGUAACGAAUCUGUGGUUUUCUCAUCACCUUCUCAUCCCGUUCAAGGCUCUAAAGAUGUUUCGGUAAUGACGAUGCCAAGCACGAUCAUAUCUACAACAGGAAAUUCGCUGCCCUCAUUCAAUAUCAACAUUGACAAUGGAAAAAUCACAACGGUGACGAAUAAUGCGCCUGAAGAGGGAGAGGAUCUGUCAACGUACAGUUCGUCAAUUUCAAACAUCGUCAGCUCUCCAGAUGUUGAAAAUCCUGAUGUUCCUUUCACUUUCCAUUCUCCCGCUGUAUCGCCCUCUGUCCGAUAUGCUUCACCAGGUUCAUCCUUUGAAUCUCCGUCUUUAUCACCUUCGACUGUAGGGCAAUUCACAACACCCUCUUCAAGCUUUGAAUCCUCCUCAUUGUCACCGGCAUCUUCAUCAACUGAAGCUCAAUUUACAUCCCCUUCGUCAGAUUUUGGAUCUUCACCACCCGUUUCUUCCACAUCAGUCUUUACCACAGCACCUUCAAACGAAGUUGCUUUGGUGUCUACUUCUCCUGCCGUAUCGCCUUCUGUACGAUACGCUGCCCCAGGUUCGUCGUUUGAACCUUCGUCUUUUUCGUCUUCAGCUGUCGGGCAAUUCACAACACCAUCCCCGAUCGCUUCAUCAACUAAAAAUCCAUUUGUAUCAUCUUCACCAGCUUUUGGAUCUUCACCACCCGUUUCUUCCCCAUCAGUCUAUACCACGUUGUCUCCAACCGAAGUUCCUUUCGUUUUUCAUUCUCCUGCUGUAUCGCCCUCUGUGCGAUACGCUUCACCAGAUUCUUCCUUUGAGCCUGUCCUGAAAAUCACAACACCAUCCCCGAGCUCUUCAUCAUCGGAAGAUCCAUUAGCAUCACCUUCGCCAGCUUUUGGAUCUUCACCAACCGUUCCUUCGCCAUCAGUCUCUACCACAUUACCUUCACCUACAUUUGAGCCUACUUCUAUUAGUUCUUCUGCGGCUACUUUUACGUCUGCUUUUUUGCCUGAAUAUCACAAUUCAGUGCCAACUAAGUCGAUUCCAUCGUCAGUGCCAGAGCCAACUUCUCCAAGUUUCAGCAUAGGGACGACCUAUGCCGCCCCUUCAAAUGUUGGUGCUUUCUCCGAUGCACCUACUGUACACGUUGACAGCUCAACCACCUCAUCUGAUCCAAGUUUCAGUGUUGGGACAACUUAUUCAGCCCCUUCAAAUUUCCGAGACACCAUUGGUUCUGCUCCCUCUACAAACUUAAGAAAUUCAACCACCUCCACUGAUUCAAGUUUGAGUUUUGAGAGAACUCUCUCAACUCCAUCAAAUGUUUGUAACACCAAUGAUCCCACCACCACCGAUUCAAACUUUAGUGCAGGAAAAAUCCAUUCAAUCGCAUCUAGUACGGGAGCCACUUCUAGCACAACUUCAUCCAUUACCAGCUCCACGGCCUCAUCAGAUCCAAGUUCCAGCUCUUCAGUAUCAAGCGUUCAAAACUUCGAUCCCUCAAUCUCAAGUGGCCAGACAGUCGGCCUUAAUCCGAUAACCACAACAUAUUUGACCACUUCCAACGCUGUCUCAAGCCCAACAAUUGCUCCUGUUGCAUUUCCCUCGUCCACAAUUGCGACAUCCUCUGCUGCGUCAUUGCCCAUCUCGCCUACUGUUCCAUCUGAUGGACCUAUUCAGGUCAUUGCCACCACUUACCGAGCCACGGUCAUUCCGGAUCAAGUGUCAACUUCGGUUGAAGGACCAUUCAGUAAUGGAGAUAUUCCACGUUAUGGGCUAGAAAAUCGAGCCAGAUCGCCUUUGCCCACCCAAACUUCUUUUACGAAGAGGCCAAGACGAAAAAGACCCCGUACUCUUUUUACCAAACGCCCUAGUAUAAAGUUUGUGGACUUGAUUGAGGAACAGAUAUCGACUUUGGCCACAACUUAUGGUAGUACAACUUCCACCACUGCUAGCACUUUUAACCCAACAUUCUCCACCAUUGGUUAUAGUAGCUCAUCAUCCACUCCUAAGACACCAAUAGCGACGGCUGCAGCCAUAGCAGAUCGGGACUUGGCCAAAGAUUUACUUAUGUUGAGGGCCAUUAAUGAGCUCUAUACAUUGUUAGAACAACGGGAUGAACAACGAUCAAAUGCUGUGGUUUCACAGACAGGUCAUAAUGCUCCUCCUCAGACCGCCUCAAGGGUCAAGCCUUCAUAUCCCAAAGCAAGAACUCCUCGACCUCGACCUCAAUCUCAACCUCCAGAGGUCCCUGCGGUUUCUACUACCACACCAACAACUUAUUCUUCCACAACGUCUUCAACAACAGUGCAAUCCUAUCCCGAGGAGUAAUUUAAGGACAUCGACUAUGACCCUUAUCAGUACGACCCAGCCGAUAUUCUUUAUUUGUACUCAUAUGAUGAUAAGUUGACCAACAAUAACAACCCAGGAGCCAAUCACGACAUUGGGUCCAAUGUAGAUGGGUACGGUUCUCCCCAAGGAGAGCCCAUUGGGGCAUCCUAUGAACCUGUCAAGACACCAAUAACCACUAAAAGGCCGACGUCAACGAGCCAAAGCAACUACAAUCUGAAGUCUAGGAAAAGACUACCAACCAACCGUGGACGUCCAAGUCAUAACAAUCCCACGUCAUCCAAUAGUGUUGAAUUACAUCCAUCUCAAGGGUACAAUGUCCAUCCUAUUCCAAAUGAAUCCUAUGAGACUCCCAAAGCACCUGCUAUAAAUUCAGGCCAUACUUCAGCUCACGAAGUGGAACCACAUGCUCCAAUUCAAGGCCAUUCCAUUGGGACGGACGAUUCUUACGGACCACCAAGAGCGUCUGUAAUCUCGUUUGGUCACAAAAACAAGCCACUAACAUCAUACUCGACUGAAGCUCAUGGAGUGCAUCACGACAGUGCCCCUCACUUAUCUGAUAGCUACGGCCCUCCUUAUCAUUCUCCGCCCUCCUUUAAAGCCCAUCAGCCAGUCCGUGUUGUUGAUCCUCCAAUUAGCUAUCUUCCACCCAAGCCUUUGUAUGAAAGCCCAAUUUCGGAAGCCUAUGGAAAUCCGGACUUUCCAAAUUAUCCCCAAUCACCGUCCAUAUAUAACGAACUUCCUCAUAUUCAACCCGAUCAUAACGCCCACGUUAACGAGCAACCUCCACGAAGGCCACUAUUUACCAACUAUGGGGGUUUAGAUAAUGCCGACUACGAUUUCUAUGACUACGGUUCUGAUCAUAAAGUCAUAUCCCCUUCAGUGGAUCAGCAUUACGACGAACCGGCACCGUUCUACCGAAAACCUCACGAAUACUAUCCCAAGUUCCAGCCUCAACCAAAACCCGUUCCUUAUUACGAAGUAAAUAAGGAUCUCAUCCCUGACUUGGAAAUCGUGGCAAAACCCUUGGGAUGGGACGUGCGUGAUUUCAGAGGUUGGAAACACGUGUUUCGAGAGCGAUCAGACAAAGUACGAGGAAAGGAAACCGAUCGUGAUCCAAUUCGGGACCGAAAAAGUGUUAGGAAACCACAACGUUCCCGUGUAAACAACAAGCACAAGAAAAAUCAAUCAGCUUCCAAUUUUGAUGCGGAAAAUAACUCUGAGGUGGAGGAUGUUCCCAUUCCUCAAUUGGAAAACCCUUUCGAACACUUUGAGCCACAGUUUACAGGACUUCAAAAACGACAGCCAAAAAGAGAGGAAGAUUUUGAACGCAUUGUUUUUAAUACCCAAACGUUGGACUCAACUCCAAAUCGAAGGGAAGGCGGAUCAGUGAUAGAUAUGGAUGAUUCUCCAAUUGAGUCAAGCACAGAAUACAGUGACAAAAGGCGAGAUUCAGCCCCAAGUGACUUGGGAAUUCGUUAUGACAAUUGGGUGGCCAAGUUUGAACUUGAAGAGGAUCAGACAUUUGCAAAUGAGCACCUCCACUCUACUUCCACUGCUUCCUCAUCCUCUGAACCACAAGGACGUUCCACGCCCUCUUUAGUUCCUAGAUAGUGAUGGCACACUCAAGGUUCAGGUUACAGACCUCACGUCUAUUGAUCCCCAUUUGUUGGAACGAGAGGUCCCGCCACUUACAGAUCUGCCUCUGCUUCUCAUGUUACGUUAUAAAAUAUGUUUCCUUUAAAGACUGUGCCAUACUGAUACAUGCCUGCUUCUAGUCAAAGUUGUCUAUCUCUCCUGGAAUGAAAAUAAUGCUUUCUUUUGUAAGUGCUUUUGAGUGCGUUUGAUGGACGUCCAGCUUCGUAUUAUUAUGCUCAAAUGAUCCUUAGGGCAACACGCGUCAUAUGAAGGACGAGCAAGGCCUACCAUAUGAUAAAAAGUCGCAUUUUCGUGAAGCCCCACUUAUCAUAGCCAUGCAAGUUUUAGAGCUUCCCCAAGGAAAUUACCGAAACCCAAAUAGUUCACGAGAUCCAGAGUAAUUGGAUCAUCCAGUUUUCCACACUUCGAUGCCUUUCUAUUCAUAUCCCUUAUGUGUGCCAGACAAUACAUGUCCAAUCUAUAAUAGUAUUUGUCCAUCCAUGCCUCCGUAUC